Messenger RNA from Pseudophryne corroboree (corroboree frog), 857 nucleotides. RefSeq lists its product as uncharacterized. Gene Ontology annotation, molecular function: nucleic acid binding. NCBI's taxonomy places the organism in Eukaryota, Metazoa, Chordata, Amphibia, Anura, Myobatrachidae. Gene Ontology annotation, biological process: regulation of DNA-templated transcription. The transcript has 6 exons. The record is from RefSeq and is a predicted model, not a curated record. The coding region runs from base 36 to 857 and encodes 273 amino acids.
CUAUAAGGUGUGAGGAUGUCACUGUCUAUCUCUCCAUGGAGGAGUGGGAGUAUAUAGAGGAACACAGGGGCCUGUACAAGGACGUGAUGAUGGAGAAUCACCAGGCAUUGAAGAUGGAUAUGACUGAGAGGAUAAUAAAUCUCUUCCUGGACAUCAUCUGUCUGCUGACUGGAGAGGAUCACACAGUAGUGAAGGGAACAUCUGGAGAGUGUGAGACACCCAGCAGCCAUCACCGUGUGUCAGGACUGGGGAGGACCCAGAGCCCCAUCACGGUGCCUCUAGCUCACUCACUGAUACAUGAGAGGCACAAUCACCAGAAGAUCCUGGAUCUCACCAACAAGAUCAUUCAGCUGCUGACUGGAGAGGUUCCUAUAAGGUGUGAGGAUGUCACUGUCUAUUUCUCCAUGGAGGAGUGGGAGUAUAUAGAGGAACACAGGGGUCUGUACAAGGACGUGACGAUGGAGAAUCACCGGCCCCUCACAUCACUGGAUGGGUCCAGUAACAGGAAUACCCCAGGUCCUCUUUAUUCCCAGGACCAUACAGAGGAGAAUCACAGUGUCCCACAGGAGAGACGGGGUGAAGAUCUUAUUGAUGUUAAAGUAGAAGAUAUAAAAGUAGAAGAGCAGACACAUGUGAUGGGUGAUCAGCAGUGUAAGGAGGAGGAAAUCCCUACAGAUAUCAGCACAGGAUUGCAAACAGAAAUCAGCUGCUCUCCAAAAAGAAACAUUGCUGCCCAUCUGCAGUUUGUUAAAGAUCACCUGCACAAUCCAGAAGGCUAUUGGAACAAUGUUUUGUGGACAGAUGAUUCCACAAUAGAGCUCUUUGGCUUAAAUGAGAAGUGUUAUGUUUGGAGAUAG